UCCAGCCAAUGGAGGACUGUGGGGCGGAGAACGCUCUGCAAUUGAACUAAAGGACCGCAGGCAGCUGUACACGAGCAUCCCCUAUUCUACACACGCGCCCAUAUCACACAGUCAAUGGAUUACACCUUCUCACUCCAACUGCAACACCAUCUGACCGUGUACCCGACGCACUUUUGCGAGGACUAUAGCUUGGAGUUACAGAUGAAGUCAACAGAGGUGGAUCAAGGCCUUUUCACAGACAGUUACUGCAAAGUGUGCAGCGCUCAGCUCAUCUCAGAGUCACAGAGAGUGGCACAUUACGAGAGCCGGAAACAUGCAAACAAAGUGCGUCUGUAUUACAUGUUGCAUCCAGUAGAUGGGGGAUGUCCAGCUAAGAAGCUUAGAACAGAUGAUGGCAGUGAGGAGGGAGAUGUGGAUAAGAACAAGUGCUGUACGCUGUGUAACAUGUCUUUUACUUCAGCGGUGGUAGCGCAGUCGCAUUACCAAGGCAAGAUCCAUGCUAAAAGGCUCAAACUUCUGCUGGGCGAACAGCCUACCAUAACAGCCAAAGAGGUGCCACCUAGUCCAGUAAAAACACCCUCCUCAGAAACUUCACCUGUGAGCUCGACCCGUCAACACCGGGAUUCUGAUCGCUACUGUCAGCUGUGUAAUGCUUGGUUCAACAACCCUGGAAUGGCACAGCAACACUACGAUGGCAAAAAGCACAAGAAGAACGCAGCACGUGCAGACCUGCUGGAACAACUAGGGAAGACUUUAGACAUGGGAGAGAUGAAAGGUCUAAAACGCUGCUACACAUGUGAUGUCUGUAGUGUCACACUGAAUUCAGUGGCACAGUAUCAUGCACACCUGCAGGGCUCCAAGCACCAAAACAACCUAAAAAAUCAGCUGUGUGUCCAGUGAGCCAGUGGGAAAAACUAGAUGAUUGGAUUGAUGUCAGACAAGCUGUGAUCAGCUUGCCCGGGAUUUUCUGCCUCUAUUCUGUCUCUCUUUCUCUCUCUCUCUCACUCCUUCUUUUACUCUGUUGUCUUACUCUCAACUUGACUGCAAAAGAAGAUCGAAGAUCCUCUUAAAGUCAGCCUUUAGUCAUCCCGAACCCUUUCUCUACCUCCCAGCCUCCUCUACAGCAGCUCUCCUCCUCAUGACUCAAACACAGACAUCAGGCUCUGAAUCUCUGGAGGAGAUGUGACUUCAUCCAGUGACACCCAUCUGGUACCUAUUCUGUUAUUGCGCCAGAAGUUUAUAUAGCUAAACUCGGUCAGUUGUUGUGUGCAUGACUGAAUACCGUACUUGUGGUCACUUUCUCAGCUAAGCAAUAUCUGUCCAAAAAUCUGCCAAAUUAAUUGUUAAAAUCAUAACAAAAGUUAACAUAAAAAGAGAAUGCACUCUAUAGAAACUGUUGUCCACAUUUUACUUUUAUGUCUCUCAUUUUUAUGCACUAUUUGUUGUUAUGUGCAAACAAUACAUGUUAUACAAAUAUCUAUGUGGUUUUGGCCUAAACAUAUGGGCAUUUGGGGCAGGGUUCUACAGAAGCAAAAUUUACUAGACGUGUUUGUUGUAUGUGUAUGUGUGAUCUGUAGAUAGCUGUUUGAUGAAUGGGCAUUUGAGAAUAUUUGUAAGCUAAUGUGAGCUUAUUCAGAUUUCUGGUCUGGUUUUUAAUACAUUUUUGAAGUUUUGGACAGAAUGAUCAAGCAGCUAAUCCUUCAUUGUCCGUCACUUAUUUUACAUGUCACUGUGAAAACAGGUUAGAAUAUGUGUACGAACUUACUGUAAUAAUUGGUUUUUGAUAAUCUAAUACUUCAGAAUUAUUGUUAUUAUUAUUAAAAAAAGUAUUUUCAAAUUUAUUAAAUAUUAAAAUAUGGCAGUUUACUUUAAAAAAUAAUUAAUUUAUGACUUUUUUGCACGACUCUCUGGAAUACUUGAUUCUGAUUGGUGAAUUGUUGCAUUCAACUGUCAAAUAUUUCUCCAUAACGGCAGUUGUGAAAUCCAGGAAAACUUUGCUCUGUGCUCAUGGUCUGUUUCUCUGUUGUCUCUGCAGUUGAGCUAAUAGAAACAUUUCAACCCAGAUCAACUAAAAAAAAAAAACGUUAUUUAUUUAUUUUUUUAAUUACAUUAAAAUUGUACGUUAAUGUACAGUUACAUGGUCAUUAUCCCCAAAAUAAACUUUAGGGUGAUAAAGGAAACCUGAUGCAUUUUUUUUGAUAAUGGUUGGCUGUGUGUACAUUAUUCCUUUCUUAUUUUACUAUUUAUAGAAAGAUGUUUAUCCCUUCAUACAGUCAAGAAAAAGCAAAAUAUCUUUAUUGACACAUGACAUUAAUAAACACUUUAUCAAAGCCAGAUCUCUAGAGCAAAACAUAACAUAUUGUUUAGCCAAGUGUGGUCGGAUGUAAUCGGUCAUAAUGUAUAUAAAGAUUUUAUUAUUAACAAAGAACAAUUCAGUGCACAAAUAAUCACUGCUCUGUCACAAAGAUGGAAAAAUUCAUUUAUGCAUUGUUUCAUUGGAACUAGUGUGUGUUCCCUUUAAAGAGAGCAACGUGCUGUUCUCUCCCUCUUUGUGCUCUGGGUCAUGUGAUCUACUGUGUCUAAAAAAAAUAAAUAAAAGGCACUUAAAAUCA
Molecule: messenger RNA, 2612 nt
Organism: Ctenopharyngodon idella (grass carp)
Lineage: Eukaryota; Metazoa; Chordata; Actinopteri; Cypriniformes; Xenocyprididae
Gene: zmat4a
Product: zinc finger, matrin-type 4a
Exons: 7
Coding region: 115-900 (261 amino acids)
Cellular component (GO): nucleus
Molecular function (GO): zinc ion binding; nucleic acid binding
Source: RefSeq, a predicted model, not a curated record